AUGCGCGUGCUUGGGAGUAUUGCCCUUCUGGCUGCCCUGGUAGGAGGCGCUAGUGCAGCAAGUUUCCAGGUGAGUUUCCCCAAGUCGAUCGAUGCGGAUACAGUAUCCAAGCAUAAACUGGAGGUGGGGGAAACUUGCACGAUUGAAAUGCUCCCACAAAAUAGUAAAGUGACUGUGGAACCGGAACAGCUUGAGAAGGAAGCGUUUCCGCUGAACAAUGGAUCGUGCGACACUGCGAAGGGAGCCAAGCCCUGGGCUGAGCUUUUCCCGGGUGCCGACAAAAACUUUGCUUUCGCUACUACUACUUCUUCGUCGAGCCUCAUUUUAAAAGUGCCACCCCACGGUGAUGGUCAGGGCUUUUGCUUCAUCCUCAGGGAUACCUCCACUAAACACACGACGACUUACGAAGUGACGACAUCUGGAGCCGGGAAGACCGCAGUUGGUGUCAUUACAUUUAUUGGUUUUUUGUCUUCCGUUUUUGCGAGCAUGCACUCUUAA
Messenger RNA from Neospora caninum, 498 nucleotides. RefSeq lists its product as hypothetical. The transcript has a single exon. The record is from RefSeq and is a predicted model, not a curated record. NCBI's taxonomy places the organism in Eukaryota, Apicomplexa, Conoidasida, Eucoccidiorida, Sarcocystidae. The coding region runs from base 1 to 498 and encodes 165 amino acids.